UGCACUAGUACUAAGUGUUUCAUACAACAUUCCCAUAUUCUCUCUCCCCAAAAUGUGAGACAAGACAAGAAAGAAAAAGCGGCCAGUGUUCCCUGCUUUCUCUUGGUGUUGGUGUGUGUGUGUGUGUGGGAAUAUUCAUACCUCAUUGGCAAGAAGAAGGAAGGCGCUUUUGCACUUGGCCGUGCGUUUAUUAUAGAACAGUAGGGUUAGAACAAAAAGGACGUUUGUGUGUAUUUGAAAAGAGGGGAAUUCAGAAAUGUCUUACAACCAACCACCUCCACCACGCUAUGCUCGCCCACCUCCUUCUUCAGCUGGUUCUUCAGUUUCUUCUUCUUCUUAUUCACAACAACAACAACAACAGAGAUCCUAUACCCAAACAUCAACUCCUUCUCCUACGCAGUAUUCAAGGCCUUUUACUCCUCCCAUGCAGCAACCACGCUAUGGGCCGCCUUCUCCAAUGCAUCCAUUGAAUCAUGCGGUGGAUAUGCCCAUGCCUUUUCAGGGCCCCCCACCGGGCGGAUACUCUGCUCCUUCGGUCAACAACGCCUACGCAAGCCGCAAGCGCACUGUCCGCAAAAUCCCCUUGACACCUCAAGGAAACCUUGUCAUUGACAUACCCGUCCCCGACCGCGUACUCUCAAACGCAAAACUCCGCACGGGGGAAGAAUUCACUCAUAUGCGCUACACAGCGGUCACGUGUCCCGCAGACGACUUUACAACCCGCGGGUACUCGCUCCGUCAACAAGAGUAUAACCGCCACACGGAAAUCUUUAUCGUCGUCACAAUGUACAAUGAAGACGACUUUUUGUUUUGCAAAUCCAUGACGGCCAUCAUGAAAAACAUUGCUCAUCUGUGUACGCGCUCUCGCUCCAAAACAUGGGGAAACGAUGGCUGGAAGAAAGUCGUUGUGUGUAUCGUCUCGGAUGGACGUACCAAAGUGAAUCCUCGGGUUUUGGAUGUCUUGGGUUUGAUGGGCGUCUUUCAGGAUGGGAUCAUGAAAGAUCAUGUCAAUGAGAAACCCGUGACUGCCCACUUGUUUGAAUACACAACGCAGGUGGCCGUUGAUACAGAGUUGAAAUUGAAGGGUCCUGAAAAGGGAUUUGUUCCCGUGCAGAUUCUGUUUUGUCUCAAGGAAAAGAAUGCCAAAAAGAUCAACUCACACCGUUGGUUCUUUAAUGCGUUUGGCCCGCUUCUCCGCCCCAAUGUCUGCAUGCUCAUUGACGUGGGUACCAAGCCCCAAGACACGGCCCUCUACCACUUGUGGAAAGCCUUUGACCGUGACCCCUCCAUCGGAGGUGCUUGUGGAGAAAUCUAUGCCGAACUUGGCACAGGCUGCAGCAAGCUUAUCAACCCCCUCGUCGCCGCACAAAAUUUCGAAUACAAAAUGUCCAAUAUUCUGGACAAGCCCCUUGAAUCUGUCUUUGGUUACAUUUCGGUUCUUCCUGGUGCCUUUUCUGCGUAUCGCUAUGUCGCAUUGCAAGGCAAACCCUUGUCGCAGUACUUUAAAGGCGAGACCAUGCAUGGCGGUGCCGACAUUUUUGCUGCAAACAUGUACCUCGCCGAAGACCGUAUCCUCUGUUUUGAACUCGUCACGAAACGGAGUCAAGCUUGGUUACUCAAAUAUGUGAAAUCCGCCAAAGCCGAAACAGACGUCCCGGACUCUGUGCCUGAAUUUAUUUCGCAACGUCGGCGGUGGUUGAAUGGAUCGUUUUUUGCCGGUGUGCAUGCCUUGACGCAUUGGUACUACCUUUGGAGGAGUGGACAUGGGAUUUUCCGGAAAUUGUUGUUGAUGCUCGAGUUUUCGUACAAUUUCAUCAUGUUGAUUUUCAAUUGGUUUGGACUGUCCUUUUUCUAUCUUACCUUUUACUUUUUGGCCAACGCCCGCAUCCCUGGCAGCCCCGGCACCGAUGGCCAGUCUGACCCGUUUGACCCCUACGGCUUUUACGUCUUUCAAGUCCUCCGCCAAGUCUAUCUCAUGGCCCUCAUCAUCUGCUUCAUUUCUUCCAUGGGAAAUCGCCCGCAAGGUUCCAAAUACAUUUACAUCUCCUGCAUGUUCCUCUUUGCGAUCAUUAUGGGCAUCAUGCUCUUUUAUUGUGGAUGGAACGUGUACCUCACGAUUCCUAAAUCGAGUCAAGAGUGGAGUAACCUGGGUACGAUUAUUCAGCAGCGGCCUGCGUUGCGGGAUAUUGUCAUUUCUUUGGCGAGUACCUACGGACUCUAUGUCAUAUCGUCGUUGCUGUAUAUGGAGCCCUGGCAUAUGAUUACGAGUUUUAUUCAGUACUUGUUUUUGAUGCCGAGCUUUUUGAAUAUUUUGAUGAUUUACGCAUUCUCCAACCUCCACGACGUCUCAUGGGGAACAAAAGGUGACAACGGAAACGCAACCGAUCUAGGCCAAGUAACCUCCUCAAAAACCAAAGACGGCACGCAAAUCGUCUCUGUGGAAAUUCCAACAGACCGAACAGACAUCAACGCCAAUUACGACAAAUUCCUCGCAUCCCUCCGUCAGCCCCGACCAACCGAAUCCACCAAACGGGACGCCAAAACCAAACAAGAAGAUUAUUUCCGACAAUUCCGUACCCGGGUUUUACUUUGGUGGAUGUUUACGAAUGCGGCUGUUGUUGUUGUGCUUACCAAUGAUGCGUUGCGGGAUUCAAUGUUUACAAAAUUGGGGGUUGAUGGGAAUGGGGGGCAGUUCAAUCCCUUCUUGAAGUUUACGUUUUACUCCGUACUCGGUAUCUCAGCCAUUCGAUUCGUCGGAUGUGUCGCAUACCUAAUCCAACGCAUGAUCUGUGGAUAAAACUCGAUCCUUUCUCUCUCUGUGUGUUUUGUUGUUUUUGUAUCUUUUUUUUUGCGCGUAGAGCGGUUUUAGGCUAUUUCAAUAGGGUGCAAUUGUCUAUGGGUGUGGGGCGGGUCCCCUCCAUCUUAUUGAUUGUGGGGUUGGGUGUGUGGGUGGGAUACAGUAUAUAGAAAGUGGAUAUAGAUGUGGUUUGUACUAUUUUUUUUUUUUUUGUGUGUUUCGUUUUUUGCAUAUGUUUAGGUACUUUUUUGUUUUUGAAUCCGUGUCCCGUUAUUUGCUUUUUGUUGGUUUUUUUUGAAGGUUGGGAUGGAUGUGAACUCCCCUGC
Molecule: messenger RNA, 3123 nt
Organism: Spizellomyces punctatus DAOM BR117
Lineage: Eukaryota; Fungi; Chytridiomycota; Chytridiomycetes; Spizellomycetales; Spizellomycetaceae
Exons: 7
Coding region: 257-2797 (846 amino acids)
Cellular component (GO): cell septum; cell periphery
Molecular function (GO): chitin synthase activity
Source: RefSeq, a predicted model, not a curated record